Molecule: messenger RNA, 1733 nt
Organism: Zeugodacus cucurbitae (melon fly)
Lineage: Eukaryota; Metazoa; Arthropoda; Insecta; Diptera; Tephritidae
Product: proline-rich protein HaeIII subfamily 1
Exons: 6
Coding region: 141-1685 (514 amino acids)
Source: RefSeq, a predicted model, not a curated record
AGAUGCAUUGCUCUCGCGGCGCGGCGCGUCUCGUUUAGUUGAUGAUCAGUGGCGCUUAAGUGAAGACGUGUGAAAUAGCCCGACGACGUUUUUCAGACAACAGUGAAAUCAAGUGUAAAUAAAAGCAAGCAGCACGUACGAUGAGUUGGCGCUUAGGCUGUCUCGUGUUAGCCGUUCUGGCUGUGUGGCAGACGCAUGGAAAGCCACUGAUUGAAGAUGCCACUUUUUCAGAUGUUGACCUUGUCGCUGAAGACUCUCACACCAACGCUGUCUAUGUAGCGGCGCCGGCACGCAUCAAACGCACGCCACAAUUUUUCGGUAGUAAUUGUGGUUUCAACGGUUGUGGUGGCCGAAACAUUUUCGGCACAAAUAACAAUCCCGCAUUUAACAACUACGCUUACACGCCUUUCAAUAAUAAUGCUGUAGUAGUGUCUCAUCAACAUCAACCAUCCACCGGCACCGUUGUGCGCCAUCAACAUCAAAGUAAUGCUCCACCACCGCCAGUGGUUCAACCACAACAACAAUAUCGCCCACCGCAAGCGCCCGGUGUUGUAGUGUCUCAUCAACAUCAACCAUCCACCGGCACCGUUGUGCGCCAUCAACAUCAAAGUAAUGCUCCACCACCGCCAGUGGUUCAACCACAACAACAAUAUCGCCCACCGCAAGCGCCCGGUGUUGUAGUGUCUCAUCAACAUCAACCAUCCACCGGCACCGUUGUGCGCCAUCAACAUCAAAGUAAUGCUCCACCACCGCCAGUGGUUCAACCACAACAACAAUAUCGCCCACCGCAAGCGCCCGGUGUUGUAGUGUCUCAUCAACAUCAACGCAAUGGUCCACCACCACCUGUGGUUCAACCACAACAACCAUACGGCCCACCGCAAGCGCCCGGUGUUGUAGUGUCUCAUCAACAUCAACGCAAUGGUCCACCACCACCUGUGGUUCAACCACAACAACCAUAUCGCCCACCGCAAGCGCCCGGUGUUGUAGUGUCUCAUCAACAUCAACGCAAUGGUCCACCACCACCUGUGGUUCAACCACAACAACCAUAUCGCCCUCCGCAAGCGCCCGGUGUUGUAGUGUCUCAUCAACAUGAACGGAAUGGUCCACCACCACCAUCACCCCCCUUAACAGGUGCUUAUAACGUGCAACCAUAUGAUUCGUACAUAGAACAAAGCUCUCAUGAACACCAUCACUACCACCACCAACAUCAUCAUCAUUCCCAUCAUGAUUACGAAUAUGAUUCGAUGCCACCACAACCAUCGGCUCAAUCAACCGCGCAAGAUUAUUAUGAUUCAAAUGAUUAUUCGUCAGGUUUUCACAACCAUCCGCCACCGGGAUUCAACGGAGGCAAUCCGUUUGAUUCACCUUAUGGAGCGCCGCCUGGCUAUUAUAGAAACCCGCCACAUUAUGGACCACCUGGACAUGGCCACCACCAUGACCAUUAUGAUCACCACGGUCAUGGUCACCAUGAAGGACCACCAGGCUACAACAAUGGACCUCCAGCACGACCCCAACCGACGCAACCACCGCCGAGCGAACCCGCACCGACACAACCGACAAUUGCUCCAGUUCCAGUCACUACACCUGCACCGGUACUCGUGACAGUGGCACCAACUAUUCCGACUACAACAACCACAACAACACCGGAACCAUUCUACGACAUUGAUAUUAGAUUUGGCAAUUAAUUAGUCGUUUUUUUUAUUGUUUUAAUGAAUGGAAAUUAUAUUAAAAAU